Kwoniella shivajii is the source of this 894-nucleotide messenger RNA. RefSeq lists its product as uncharacterized. Gene Ontology annotation, biological process: malate transmembrane transport; phosphate ion transmembrane transport; oxaloacetate transport. Bases 1 to 894 code for a protein of 297 amino acids. NCBI's taxonomy places the organism in Eukaryota, Fungi, Basidiomycota, Tremellomycetes, Tremellales, Cryptococcaceae. Gene Ontology annotation, molecular function: antiporter activity; thiosulfate transmembrane transporter activity; sulfate transmembrane transporter activity. The record is from RefSeq and is a predicted model, not a curated record. The transcript is spliced from 10 exons.
AUGUCUGCUCAGAAUAAAAAAUACCCUUUAUGGUUAGGAGGUGCCGCGGCGUCUAUGGCUGCAUGCUGUACGCAUCCUCUUGAUGUGAUGCGAGUGCGAAUGCAAACCUCGACCACUAAAACAACGUUCUCGAAUGCUGUACGAGGCGUUUUAGCGAAUGAUGGUGUACGAGGGCUAUAUACAGGUCUUACAGCGUCGGUAUUUCGACAAAUGACUUAUUCAGUGACCCGUUUAGGCGCAUAUGAUAUGAUGAAGGCUUCAAUGUCAAAUGGAGGCAAUAAGAAGUUAACGACGGGUGACUUGGUUAUUUGUGCUAGUACGGCCGGUGCUUUGGGUGGUUUAGCGGGAAAUCCAGCGGACAUUAUUCUGGUCAGAAUGGUAGCAGACCCCACGAAAACACCAGAUCAACAGUACAGAUAUCGAAAUGCACUACAAGGAGUGUAUAGAAUGGUCAGAGAGGAAGGCGCACCGUCUUUGGCUAGAGGGUUGUUACCUAACACUAUACGAGCAAUCCUCAUGAAUGCCUCCCAAUUAGUUUCCUAUGAUUUCUUCAAAGACCUCCUCCUUUCCCAAAAUCUUAUGACAAAUGGUAUGCCAUGUCAUUUCGUAUCCUCUGCUCUCGCUGGUACUGUAGCUACAACGAUAUGUGCUCCUGCGGAUGUCGUGAAAAGUAGGAUAAUGAAUAUGAAACAUGGUCAAGGUGGUCAUGGACCUUUUGCUUUGAUAAUGGAAAGUCUGAAACUUGAAGGCCCAAGAUUCCUCUUCAAGGGUUGGUUACCUGCUUGGAUCCGUCUUACACCUAAUACAAUUUGCAUGUUUGUCUUCCUUGAACAACUUCGAAAUGCUGUAGAUAUGUUUAGGGAAAAGACUGCAGGUGUAUCACCGAGUCUAUAA